This is a messenger RNA of Trichosurus vulpecula (common brushtail), 2594 nucleotides long. It is a transcript of the gene LRRN1, whose product is annotated as leucine rich repeat neuronal 1. NCBI's taxonomy places the organism in Eukaryota, Metazoa, Chordata, Mammalia, Diprotodontia, Phalangeridae. Gene Ontology annotation, molecular function: protein binding. The transcript has a single exon. The coding region runs from base 206 to 2356 and encodes 716 amino acids. The record is from RefSeq and is a predicted model, not a curated record.
AGGCGCUGUUAAAAGACUCCCAAUCACUUCCUGCCCUUUGAAAACUCAGAAAAUUGCCCUUCAGACUCUGGAUAGCCACACAUCACAACUAAAACUUUGCUUGAAUGUUUACAUUUUGUGCUUGCUAUCCUGGAUCUCUCUUACUAGUAUCUAGACUUUGUUAAAUUGGAAGAAAGUGGAGGCUUGAACUUCCUACCAAACCAGCAUGGCUAGGAUUCGCUUUGCCUUAGUAGCUUGCCAUUUGGUGCUGGAGUUGCUAGUGAAUUCAUUAACUGAGUCUUCCAUGCAGAGUAAUGAAUGUCCACAACUUUGUGUAUGUGAAAUCAGGCCAUGGUUCACUCCGCAAUCCACAUACAGAGAGGCCACAACAGUGGACUGCAAUGAUCUCCGCUUAACAAGAAUUCCCAGCAACCUUUCAGGUGAUACGCAAGUUCUCCUCUUACAGAGCAACAACAUUGCCAAGACCUCCGAUGAGCUCCAGCAGCUUUUCAACUUGACAGAGUUGGAUUUUUCACAGAACAAUUUUACAAGUAUACGGGAAGUGGGAUUGGCCAAUCUCACCCAGCUCACUACCCUCCAUCUGGAGGAAAAUCAGAUCACAGAGAUGACUGAUUACUGUCUGCAGGACCUUAGCAACCUGCAAGAACUCUAUAUAAACCAUAACCAGAUCAGCAGCAUUUCUGCUAAUGCCUUUUCAGGGCUCAAGAAUCUUCUGAGGCUCCACCUCAAUUCCAACAAAUUGAAAGUGAUUGAUAGUCGCUGGUUUGAUUCGACACCUAACCUGGAAAUCCUGAUGAUUGGGGAAAAUCCAGUGAUUGGCAUCUUAGAUAUGAAUUUUAAGCCCCUUUCAAAUUUACGCAGCUUGGUUUUGGCAGGAAUGUAUCUCACUGACAUCCCUGGAAAUGCCUUAGUGGGCUUGGACAGCCUUGAGAGUCUUUCUUUUUAUGACAACAAAUUGGUUACUGUCCCUCAACUUGCGCUUCAGAAAGUUCCAAACUUGAAAUUUCUAGACCUCAACAAAAACCCAAUUCACAAAAUCCAGGAAGGGGACUUUAGAAAUAUGCUAAGGUUAAAAGAACUUGGCAUCAACAAUAUGGGGGAACUGGUAUCAGUGGAUCGCUAUGCGCUGGACAAUCUGCCUGAGCUUACAAAACUCGAAGCCACCAAUAAUCCCAAACUGUCUUACAUUCAUCGCUUAGCUUUUCGCAAUGUCCCGGCUCUUGAAAGCCUGAUGCUCAACAACAAUGCCUUGAAUGCUGUUUACCAAAAGACAGUCGAAUCUCUUCCUAACCUGCGUGAGAUCAGCAUUCACAGCAAUCCUCUGAGAUGUGACUGCGUCAUCCACUGGGUUAACUCCAACAAAACCAAUAUCCGAUUCAUGGAGCCCCUGUCCAUGUUUUGUGCCAUGCCACCUGAAUAUAGGGGGCAGCAGGUAAAGGAAGUUUUAAUUCAGGACUCAAGUGAACAGUGCCUCCCUAUGAUUUCUCAUGACACAUUUCCAAAUCAUUUGAACAUGGACAUUGGCAUGACGGUAUUCCUAGAUUGUCGAGCCAUGGCAGAACCUGAGCCCGAAAUUUACUGGGUAACGCCACUUGGAAAUAAAAUAACAGUGGAAACUCUUUCAGACAAGUAUAAGCUGAGCAAUGAAGGCACUUUGGAAAUCACUAGUAUACAGAUAGAAGACUCAGGGAGAUAUACUUGUGUUGCCCAAAAUGUAGAAGGGGCAGAUACACGGGUAGCUACAAUAAGGGUCAAUGGAACCCUUUUGGAUGGUACUCAGGUGCUGAAAAUCUAUGUCAAACAGACAGAAUCUCAUUCCAUCUUAGUCUCCUGGAAGGUUAAUUCCAAUGUCAUGACUUCAAACUUAAAAUGGUCAUCUGCCACGAUGAAAAUCGAUAACCCCCAUAUCACGUACACUGCCAGAGUCCCUGUGGAUGUUCACGAAUACAACUUAACACACCUUCAGCCAUCCACUGAUUAUGAAGUAUGUCUCACGGUGUCCAACAUUCAUCAACAGACUCAAAAGUCUUGUGUUAACGUCACCACAAAGAAUGCUGCAUUUGCACUUGACAUUUCAGAUCAGGAAACUAGCACUGCCCUGGCAGCAGUCAUGGGGUCAAUGUUUGCAGUGAUUAGCCUGGCCUCCAUUGCAGUUUAUGUAGCCAAACGGUUUAAGAGGAAAAACUACCACCAUUCAUUAAAAAAAUAUAUGCAAAAAACCUCUUCUAUUCCCCUGAAUGAGCUGUAUCCUCCACUAAUUAACCUUUGGGAUGGUGACAGUGAAAAAGACAAAGACGGUUCUGCAGAAACCAAGCCAACUCAAGUUGACACAUCCAGAAGCUAUUACAUGUGGUAACUCAGUGGAUAUUUUGCUUCUGGUAGUAAGGAGCACAAAGACGUUUUUGCUUUAUUCUGCAAAAGUAACAAAGUUUGAAGACUUUUGUAUUUUUUGACUUUGCUAGUUUGUGGCAGAGUGGUGAGGACGGGUGGAUAUUUCCAAAUUUUUUAGUAUAGCGUAUCGCCAUGGUUUGACACAAGUGGCGGCUUCUCCAAGCUUCCAGUUUGUGUUUGGUUUUUAUUAUUAUUAUUAUUAU